AUGCCUAUCGGCUUAUCAGCUGGGUGGAAUCAGAUACAAUUUAACUUGGCCGACUUCACGAAACGAGCAUACGGAACACAAUUUCAAGAAACUCUGCGUGUCCAAGUACAUGCAAAUGCGCGCUUGCGAAGAAUUUAUUUCUGCGAACGCCUAUUUAGUGAAGAGGAAUUGCCUCAAGACUACAAACUAUAUUUGCCUUUGGAGCAUAAGCAAAAAAAGACAGCGGGAAACAAGGAUAAGGGUAAACCGGCGCCAACAUCAGCCGCACCACCUUCACCGCCGACGCCCCAAAAACAGAUUGCUGAACCGGCACCCAAAAUUACCUCUCCGAAAGAAGAAUUAUCGCAAAGCGCUAGUGUUCAUACCACCACUCCAAUAGCUACAGAUAUAGCAGCUGAGGAGCCCCCAUUAACAAAAGAGGAACCCCCUUUAACAAAAGAGGAGCCCCCAUUAACAAAAGAGGAACCCCCUUUAACAAAAGAGGAGCCCCUUUCAACAAUAGAGGAACCCGGACCGGAUGAGAUGAAAGCAGGAGAAGAAGUCGUUGCUGAUGCGAAGUCUAUAAAAGAAACAACUAAUGAACAACCCGCUGAAGACCAUGUAGUUAAAGAAGAAGCAGAAGAAUCU
Iphiclides podalirius (scarce swallowtail) is the source of this 627-nucleotide messenger RNA. The record is from the annotation of a GenBank genome assembly. Lineage: Eukaryota; Metazoa; Arthropoda; Insecta; Lepidoptera; Papilionidae.